AUGGCCGAACCACAGAGCUCAGGAACUCCCUCCAUGGUCAUCUCCGUGAGGGCUGUGACCUUGACCGUGGCGAUUCUCUGUACAGCGCUGUACAUGCGGCGGUUCGUCAUCAAAUCAUUCGGAAUUGAUGACUACCUGGUGAUGGUAGCGCUGGUCUUUGUCAAUGGUUUUUCUGCCCUUGCCUACACUAUCACAUACUACGGCCUAGGAAGACAUACGUGGGACGUUCCGAAUGUGCAUUUGGUGACAUGGCUCAAGAUCUACUACGCUGCGCUGUGUAGCUAUCUGGUUGUGGCCUUCGCGGUCAAGGUGAGCCUGGUCACCUUCAUCAUGCGGGUAUUCCCCCAGGACUACGUGAGGAAGGGCGGCCUCGCCCUCAUCGGCUUCAUGACUCUCUUUACCAUUUCGGGCGAACUGGCGCUGGCGUUUCAGUGUAAGCCCAUCCGCGCAUUCUGGGACAAGACAAUCACCACCGCUACCUGUUUCUCCACCGACACCAUGUUUGGCAUUACCAUGUACCAAGGGGUUGUGAUGUUCGUGUGCGACGUAAUUAUCGUCGGACUCCCUAUCCUUCCUAUUUGGGGGCUGCAGAUGCCUGUGAAAAGGCGGCUGUCGGUGGUGUUUCUAUUCAGUUUUGGCAUCCUGGCAUCUGCGGCUGCCUUGGUCCGAUUCAGCACACUCGCCUACACGAAGGACAGCGUUGACAUCACCUAUUCUGCCUCGACAUCUCUGAUCUGGAUGGAGAUUGAGUUCAAUAUCGGAUUGCUCGCCGGAUCCCUGUCCUCUGUCCGCCAGUUGUUUAAGAUCAGGUCGAUUUUCAGCAGCCACGAGCGAUCGACCGGCCCCGAUUCGAAGCUCGCUAGUGGCAACUACGAACUACGGAAGAAGGCCCCUUGGAAGGACCGUGGCAUCAUGAAAACGUCCGAGCUGCACACCAGGGUGGAUGAAUUGGUUCGACCAGAGAGUCAGGAGCGGAUUGUACCGAUUUACGGGCAAGGGGACUCUGUCCGCACGGAUGUAUCUGGUAGAUAUUGA
This is a messenger RNA of Aspergillus terreus NIH2624, 1035 nucleotides long. RefSeq lists its product as uncharacterized. Lineage: Eukaryota; Fungi; Ascomycota; Eurotiomycetes; Eurotiales; Aspergillaceae. The transcript is spliced from 5 exons. Bases 1 to 1035 code for a protein of 344 amino acids. The record is from RefSeq and is a predicted model, not a curated record.